CAAUAGUUGGUAUGAAUAAAUGAAAACCAGCUGUUUCUGAAGUUCAACACCGCCGUCUGCAUAUGUUUUGAAUAAUCUUUUUUAUAUAAGCUAAAGGUUUAGUCUCUUGAUGCCGUUGACCUAUAUUGAGAGCAAUUGCAGUUAAUUGUUGUUCUAACGUGAGUCCGCACGCAUUCCAACACCGAUACAAUAAUGCCUGUGAAUUGGUCUCGCAUCAUCUGUGUCGUAGUCACGAUAGCUAUGCUAUGGUACAUUCAUGUACAGGACAUGCCGGUACGUGGCUUUUGGUGUGACGACCAUUCCAUACGCUACCCACAUCUACCGAUGAUAGUGGACUACAGAAUACUGCUGCUAGUCGGUAUUGCACUUCCCAUUCUAAUUAUCCGCUUGCUGCCUUCAUCAGCUAGACCAGACAAUGCUGAUGACAGUGAAGUCGAUAAUGGAAAUCAUUUGGCACGCACUGGACCCGCUUCACCAGAAUGGGAUUACAUUUUCGGAUUCCUUCUGAAACUUGUGCUGACCACAUACGUGAAAGUCGUCAUAGCACGACCACGUCCAAACUUCUACGAGAUCUGUCAACCGACAGUGAUGUGUGAAUCGUUCGAAAAUCGGUUCAUCAGCGAAUUCAACUGUACGACGCGAGCACAUCUUGCCCGAAACAGUGUACAGUCAUUCUUUUCGGGCCACUCAGCGACAGGAACGUAUGCCGGACUGUUUUCCGCAAUUCAUGUAGCUGCACACUGGCCGGUUGACUAUAAUUUGAAAGCACUAGCCUGCUCAGUAUUAAUCAUGGCCGGACUGUUUCCCGGCUUCACACAAUACUUAAAUCAUUGGCAUCACUGGAGUGAUGUUCUAGUCGGUCAAUCGGUGGGUCUGUUGAUGGCUGUAGCAGUCUAUAAAAUGCGAUAUUGGCUCAGUCGAACCAACGCCAGUAGCAACAGUAAGAACCAUAAGUCGAAAGUUGUGUCACAAUAAAGAUUAGUAGAGAAAAGUUGG
Bradysia coprophila is the source of this 996-nucleotide messenger RNA. RefSeq names its product phospholipid phosphatase 2-like. The record is from RefSeq and is a predicted model, not a curated record. Lineage: Eukaryota; Metazoa; Arthropoda; Insecta; Diptera; Sciaridae.